Molecule: messenger RNA, 8536 nt
Organism: Crotalus tigris (Tiger rattlesnake)
Lineage: Eukaryota; Metazoa; Chordata; Lepidosauria; Squamata; Viperidae
Gene: LRRIQ3
Product: leucine rich repeats and IQ motif containing 3
Exons: 10
Coding region: 211-2121 (636 amino acids)
Molecular function (GO): protein binding
Source: RefSeq, a predicted model, not a curated record
GGGCCGAACAGGCCUUGGUGUCGCGGAAGAGGCCGGUUGCUUGGCAACCGAGAGGCGUCUCUUGAAUCUGGCUCCCGCUUUCUGUCCCGGGAAGGCGAGCGGACGGGACGGCUUGGGAUAGGAGGGAGUCGAGCUGAAGGGAGUGGUUGUGUAAAGAAAAAUUCUUUCUUUACAGAGAUCUCUCAUGGAUAAACCGUAAAGGAGAUAACUAUGGAGGAGGAAUUUUUAGAAUAUCUUGUCUGUGUGUCUGAAAAACUACUACUUGAAUAUGGCCAAACUGCUGAUGAAAGAGAUACAAAGAAACUGAGAAAUCUUGUUAUGGUUAGACUGCAUGCACAGCAUCUAUAUGAUCUGCGAAGCAUGCCAUAUUGUGUUUCACUCAGAAUAUGUGAUCUGUCUUGUAAUUUCCUUACAAAUAUUGAUGCACUUGAAUAUUGCACUAAUUUAAUUAAAUUGGAUCUCCAUAAUAAUCAGCUAGAAUUACUUCCUGGUCCAAUGUUUUGGAGAUACAUGAAGAAUUUACAAUUAUUAUAUCUACAUGAUAAUGGAAUUUCAACACUGGAAGAUGUGCAUUCAUUAUCUUUUUGCCCUAAUCUUAUUGCACUCACUUUAUAUAAUACUCCACUGUGCCUGAAAAUUGCCUAUAGGCACAUUGUUGUUAACAGCAUUUUUUCACUCAAGGCACUGGACUACUAUGUCAUUUCUGAUGAAGAAAUAACCGAAGGUUGGAGACUAACUGAAAAAUACAGACCAUUUACUCUGGACUUUUUUGUUGACUAUUACCCUCUUUCUGGAAAGAAUACUACAUUUCAGGAAGAAAUGAAAACAGUAAGAAAUAUAAUUUCCAAGAUUAAUCAUGUUCUAGUUCAUCAUUCACCAAUCUUGAUUAUUCAGAGGUGGAUCAGAGGAUAUUUAAGUAGAAAAAAGUUGUGCCUGAGUCCUAUAUCUGAAGUUCUGUGGUACAGCCGUUACAUCAGAGGUAGAAAGAAGGAGCAUACAACUUCUGUGGACACUAAUAAAAGCCCUGUCUCUGAAACUGUUAAGCAAGAACAGCCUACAAGUUUUAAGAGAGGUACACCUGCAAUCCAAAUUAUAGACAUGAACAAUCUUAAAGAAUUUCGUUUAACUUUAAGAAGAUUAAAAUAUCCUGUUAUCAGACUGGAAGAAAAGAAAAAGAUUAAACAGAAGGAAUCAAAGUCAACAAAGAAGGAUUUCAUAGAGAGAGAAAAAAAUGAAAUGAAGAUGGCAACUAUGUGUAGACUUUCAGGAUCUAAAAUGCCUUUUUAUUCUCUGAAUGAACAUCGGAAAAUGUACAAAGAGAGAGAGAGAGAAUUUUUUGAUACUGCGCAUGAUAUGCGUAACAUCACACGUCCUGCACCACAAACUUUGCCAAUGAAUGAACUUGGCAGUAUUGAAAAGAGAGUCUUUGCAAAAGCAUAUGGAUCUGUAAGACUUCACCCUUUAUAUGCCAUUGAAAAAGCAUAUUGGGAAAGUCAGAAGUUGGACCUGCAAGCAAAGAAGGAGCGAGAUGUUAUGCGGCUGUUGAUUGAUAAAAGCGAAGCUAAAGAAUACAUUCAUCAUUUACAAGAAGAAAAAAUAGAUAAUGUUCAAAGGAAUUAUGAAAAGGGAAAGAUGAUGGAUACAGUUCAUUUUAAAAAGUCUGAAGAGGGAAAAUCCAAGUUGAUUAUUAGGAUGAGAAAAAAAUAUAAUAAUUUUUUAGAAAAGAAAGAAGGAAAGCUAAUAGAAAACUCAUUCAUUCAGCGCUUUAGCACUCAACAUACUUCUUUGACUAGAGGUUUAUUAAAACUUGAUGGGUGGAGAAAAAACGUGGAAAUCCAAAAUGAAAGAAAAAAAGUUCUAGAACGAAUUAGACAAGAACAAAAAGAACGAAAAGAGGUGUAUGGACAUUUUCAGGAAGAAAGGCAACAGAUGUUACAAAAACAAAAUGUUGAAGAGAAAAUAUUUAGGAAAUAUGUGACGCAUGUAAUGGCAAGGGAGAGAUUUGAACAAUCUAAGGCAAAACUUAAAGUGGUGAAGGAACCUCGUGUAAAAUUAUUGUAUUCAUUACCAGUUAUUGGCAGUUCAGGCAUUACUAUGCCUAUUGCAGAGUAUGAGAACUAAGAAGAUGCAAUAUAACAAGGAUGAACACAAAGGGACUAAGAAUCUAGCUGAUUUUUAUAGAUCAGAUUUGCUUUAAAGAUCGACCAGCAAGCUAUGAUGAAUUGUUGUAGUUACCAACGGGAAGUAUUUAAUUCAGAGUCCAUCGGAAAAAUGGAAUUUGAAAGAUUCCUUUCCUUAAAGGGGAGAAUAUUUAAAUAACUGAAAUACAGCAUUUUUUGUCUUUUCCCAGACUGCAACAUUCUGCAAGCUUAUGCUGCUUCUACUGUGAAUUUCCAUGCAAUGAAUUGUGGAUGUGAAAAGGACUGAUCACAAAGUAGAGCUUUCUAGUACAAUCCGAGACAAAAUAGAAAUGUGUGUGCAUAACACAUUCUAUUCCUUACACAAAAGCAGUAACACACUCUAGAAAUAUAUGCCCUAUGAAAAUUGAAGGCAAUGCUUUGGCUACCAGAAAGUCAAGAAUAAAUGGUUAAAAAUCCUGUCAUCUACAAAUAUAGUGUAACAAACAGAUUUGUACCUCUUAGAUCACAAUCACCUCAGAAUCAAAUCUAUGGCUAAUAAACAUAUUCACACAAUGAAAAUCCAAGUUCUACCUCAUAAGAUUGGCCUCUGCAGUGAAAAUGCAAUUAUUAAUAACGCUAUAAAGCUGAGAGUGGUUUUAUUUUUGCUCAUAGCAGUAUUUCAGUCCACCUCACACUUUUGUUUUUCAUGAAAAGAGCCAAUAAUGCUAUGUAGUUUAUGGUAGAUAAGCCAGGAUUUCACGUUUGAACUCUAGGAUAUAUUAGAAAUGAAUUGACUUUUUUUUCCAUUGCUGUAUCUGGAUAUUUUCUCCAACCUUUUCUCCUCCUAAAUCUAAUUUUGGCUUUUAGCAUACAAUAACAGUUGUUGAAACGAUUGAAAAACAAAAUAGCAAUCCUUUUAUUAUCCUUUGGGUAGAAAAUCAGUCCAAUUGUUUUCAACAAUGAAUGUUCUGGCAUAUUUUGGAAAGGCAAUAUGACUGUUUACCAUGCACCUGUUCUUGGAAACACUGCUCAGAAACUAUUGUUAGCAUUAGGGCUGUGGCCUUGAGUGCGUAACAUCCAGCAGUGUUGUAAUUUGGUCAUUGAAAUUCCAUAUGUAAUUACCCAGCAAAGGUGUGACUUGGAGACUUGCUUUAUGCUUUACAAAGUAUGCUUUUAAAAAAAUAUAUUCUGGAUUAGUCGCCUUCAGACCAACAAAAAGCUGUAUUGCAUUGCCAGCCUUUCAGUUUCCAAGAAGUCUUUGUUUCUAUAGGACUUACACACCAGGUUCAUUCUUCCUUUAUCCUAGGGGUCUUCAAACUUGGCCCUUUUAUGACUUGUGGACUUUAAUUCCCAGAAUUCCUCAGCCAGUGUGCCUGGCUGAGGAAUUCUGGGAGAUGAAGUCCAUGAGUCAUAAAAGGGCCAGGUUUGAAGACCCCUGCUUUAUCCCUUUCUACAUUUUCCUCCUUCAAAUAGUAAUUAUCUUGUCAGAUAAAUAGUUCUUGAAAGCUGGCAACAAUUUUUGGAAACCUUCAGCUAGGCUAAUAAGAAUAUUGUUGCCUCUGUUUUUUUUAGAAAAAAUCUUAGCCACCAUAACAUGAUCACCAUUUCAUAACCAAUUUUAUUUAUUCAGCACAUCCAUAUGGGCUUUUUAAAAACCGUACAAAGUCCUUCCACUUGAAAUGAAAAGAUGUGAACUGGUACUGGUUAGAUAGAAAACAUUUUGUUAUUACUUAGCUAUGAUUUUGGGGGGGCAUAGUAUUUUCCAACUCAGGUAGAACUGGUUGUCCACUGGUAGUUGGACAUUUCAUAUGUGAAAUGGUGGGGUUAUUUUAUAGCCUCAUGUUACAAAGCAGCAGAAAAUAUAAAAGCAAAUUAAUUAUCAAUGUCAAAUAUUUGGAAGAGUAUGGUUGGUGUGGAAGCACUGAUUUAAUCCCAGUGGCAUUUUUGCUGCUUAUUAGUUGAGCUCUGGGCAUCCCAGUUCUGCAUGUUGACAGCUCCAAUUAUGGGUGUUGCUAAUGGGCUUGUGCUUGUGGCCUCCUAGCUCCCAAUUCUCCUCCAGCACCUUUACAGAAAUUUAAAUAGGCAGUAAAUGUAUAUUUAUACAAAUGAACACAAGUGACUCACUGUGAAAAUAAACAGAUGGGAAACUUGCUUCAAGGUCUGAUAUCAGCAGCAUAGAGCCUGACAUUUUAAAGGCAAGAACUCCUUGGUGAACCUACUUUUUCUCUGUAAAGUCAAUAAAAUAUCACGACUAUGUAGAGAGCUUAUCAAAUUGCUCAGCAAGAAUUAUAUAAAGAAAUACUCCAGCUAGUAAUAAAAUAUAUCAUCUUUAAAGACUCUAAGGAUGAUGGCCAAACAGACCACUGUCAUAUAUGCUGAAUCCACAGUGGACAACCAGAUACUUAGAGCAAUUGGUGCAGGAGAAUCCUAAUUAUAUUUUCCAGUAACUGUUAUGUCAAACAAUCAGUAUACUAAGAGAUAUAUUGACUGCUUCCAGAGACACUGUAGUUGGGGUAUAACUAAGUGGUCACAGAUUGACUGUCCUUGAUAAAUUUGUCUAAUUUUCUUCCAAGCUGGCAAUUCUCCAUCUUGUGUUAGGGAAUGCCAUCAUUCAAUUAUGCACUUAGAUUUCCUUUUGUGUGCCUCCACUCACCCCAUAUUCAAAUUCACUAGAUGCCUUUUGCCCUCACUUCUUGCUAAUUUUAAUGACAUGACAACAACUAGGGUUAUGCAGUGCUUUAGAUUUAAUGGGGAAAAAUUGGGAAGGUGAACACAGCACCUGUUGCAGAUUCACCAAAACAGCUCUAUCAGUUUGUAUUUAUAGUUGAAGCAGAAAUCUCCACACUGAUAAACUGAAAAGAUGUGGCUAAUUAAUGAGUCACACAUAGUAGUUGCAUUCAUGCCCCCCACAUGUUCUGAAGCAGCCUUUCCAGUCACAGAACAACUCUUAAGAAGCCCUUUGAAAUAAGGGAGUUUAGUACCCCCAGCAUUCAAAUAUAUUUCUGUAUAUUUCCCUUUCCCAAACUGCUUUAAUAUACUUCUUGUCCUAUAGUGCAGGGAUCCCCAACCCCUGGUCUGCAGUCUGGUGCUGGUCUGCAACCUGUUGGGAACUGGACCGCGGAAGUGGUGGGCAACUGUGUGAGCGCAUGAAGCUUUGUAUGCAUAAGCAGUGGGCAUGCACGCAAAACCAUCCCAUCUCCCCACCAAUGCCACUGCUGGUCCAUGGAGCUGGAAAGGUUGUUAACCGAUGCUAUAGUGAACACUGUAACAUACUGGGUUUCCCACAUAAAGCUGUAUUUAAAAACUUGAUUAAAUGAUUAAGAAUAUGGGCUGCUUGUAAUAGUAUCAAAGUGAUAAUCAGUUGAUUUUAAAUUUAUAUCAAUUGGUUUAAGCACCCGUACUAUGCCCUAAGUUGAAUGCAGACAAAAAAGUAGAAAUAUCACGCAAAUAUUAUUAGUUUGUUUCUGUUGUUAUUUAAUAUGUUGCUUCUCAAAGUAUGUAAAGUAUGCAAAACAAUGCUAAAAGCUAAAUAUAGAAACAAACAAAGAGGAAUAAAUAAAACUAGGAGGCAAGGGGAAGAGAAUCAUCCACCAUUCAUAUUAGAAAGUUUGGGUAAAGAUACAUAAACAAACAAACAAACAUGCAUGGGUUGGUUAAGGGUAAUGAACUUCCACCCAGCUGAUUUGGCUGUUCAUGAACAAAGUGAACAAGAUAUGAGUUUCACAUGAGAAAGUUUGAUUAACUGAUUAAGGACAAUCAGCAGAUCACUCAAAGAGAAAUUGUUAUCAAACUUAGCAUUUCACAGAAAUAUGUGGAUCGCAUUAUUGAUAUUUUCUGUUUUAUUAAAAUAUCCCUAUUACAACUAAAGUUAUCUAAGUGGAGGUAUUCAUUGUCAAGCACCUUUGUGUAUAAAACCACACUUUCCACCCAGAUCGCAAAUUUAUCCAGGAAAAUAUUAUCGACAAAACAAGAUCAAUAGCUACAUUCUCUUUCCCAUGGAAAUCACCUAAGAGUGAAACAAUCGCUAAUGACAUCAACUUUACUAAUAAUCUUGGAAUUUCUUUUCACACUUCCCACCAAACAGUGUGAAUGAAAAUCUUACACCUUUGGGGGUUUAAAUUAACGUCUUACGUAAAGUCUUUUUCUUAGUCCGAGGAGUGUAUGCCAUGCGUAUAUGUGACUAAUCUCAUGCUAUAACUUUUGUCUUCUUCAUCUCACGUGGCUCAACUUUCUUAUUUUGUAACUGCUUGACAAAAGAUUAUUUCUAAAAAGCUUGAAUGGCCUGGCUAAUGUUUGUCCACAUCUUUUCAUGCUUAAAGUGAAUCUUUUGCUGAACACAGAACAAAGUCAUUCUAAUUUUUGUUGUACAAAGUUUUUUUAAAAUUUUUUUUCAAAUUCAUAUGUUUUUUUCCUGUCUUUGCCCCAUUUUUUUCUCCCAUUUCCAUAUUCCAUUCAAAGCAAGAACUCAGUGAGCUAAUAAUUGAUCAGAAUGAGCUUCAUUGAUGAAAACAGAUUUGAACCUGAGUAUUCUAGAAUGACACUAUAACACAUAAAUUCUGUAAGGCCCAUCUGCCAAUAGAAAAUCACCAUAUUUUAAUUUUAGUAUAUACACUGCUAUAGAAUUUUAGACACUCGUAUCUCACUUCUUUCAAACCCGAACCCAUGAAUUCAGCAAACAGUUUUAGCCACAUAACAAUGGCUCCAGGAACUCAUCCAUAAACAGAGAUAAUAACACAGAUCAAGUCUAAUGGUGUUGUGAGAAUUACUGCACAUUAUGGAGCACUCAGAAUACACUACAUAUUUGCUACAUGUUGCAUUGCACAUAGUGAGUUUGUGUCAGUAUGGCAGCUGUCCAGCAGUAGUGGAAUGGAUCCAAAUUCAGAGUAUUGCACUUAGAUCCCAUUCAAGUUAAUUUUCUUUUAAAGAAUUGCAUUUCAGAUAUGGUCCAUAUGGUUUUCAUCAAUUAGCAAGGAGGAAGGAAAGCAACAGUGCAGAAUAGUGUGAAUCUCUGAAAAUUUCUCAUCAUAACUAAAAGUGCAUCGCUAACAUCUAAAAGUGACAACUUUUCAUUAUGAUUGAUAUCUUUAUGUUGAGCCUCAUGGAAUAGUUUGAACUUGUACUUUUGUUGCAUUAUUAUAACUUAACACAAUGUGCUUAAAGAAGCAAGAAAUGAAACAUUUCCCAAUGUUCACAUUAUGGAGACCAGGUCAUUGGAGGUGUAAUGAAAGUUAUUCUUGUGAUAUAAGGCUGUGUGAUCAGGUGAAUAAUAGAACAUUUCCUUAUAUAUAUUGCCUUGCUGAAAGCUGUCAAUACUUUUAGAUCAUGAAAAUGAAAAGACAUACAUUUUUCAAAAAUGAAAAAAGUUGUGACUCAUUUCUCAACCUAGCAUUAAUUCAGAGAAAAUCAAUAAUGAAAUAUUAUCAAUUAUUUGGGGGGACAACUAGUUCCAUCUUUGGCUGUCUUCAGGCUAUAUUUCUUAAAUGUUUUCUUACUCUGAAAUUGGAGGAGGUGGCUUCAGGCUUACUGCACAUUCAAAAUCCAGGCCAAAAAAUGAUUUAUAGCUUUUUAAAAGUGUUUGAAGGAUGAGUCAUGUGAUCAAUGGCAUUUCCUAUGAAAACAGUGGGUAUUUGUAUUCGCCCUUUAAGACUUCUUUAAAUAAAAAGAAAAGUAGGCAUCAGGUACUUUCACAACAUGAAUAAAAAAAAAUGAAAAUAUAAGAAGACUUUUAAAUACCAUAUCUCUGUAUAUCAUACAAAAAUGCCAAGAGGGAUUUCAAUUAUAGCAAAGAGUGUCUGUCUGUCUACAUAAUCUAUCUCCCCUAAAGAAGUAUAUAAAAAUGCAAAAAAAAUUAAUAAUACAAAGAUUUGCUUUGAAAAUAUCAGUGACAAAGCUAAAUACCACUCACGUACUGAGAUGCUAUUGUACUGCAAACCAGGUCAUCUACCUGCGGGGCUGACUUUUGGUUACCCUUUUUGAAUGUCUCCUAUGAUAGAAAUACAAGCAAUUCUCCUGCGUGCUCUGCUCUUUUGAUCUGGAGCAAAGACUUUAAAUUCUCACAACACUCUGUGGAAUUCAGUGACAAAGAUGUGCAAAUGGCUACUUUGAUUGUUUAAAUAUCAAAAAUUGCGGGCCCAUUUAGGACAGAACUGUGAAGAGAUGGGCAGGGUUUUUGCACUUACAACAUUGCUGUAGGCAACUGAGAAUGCUGCUGUGAACUAAGGCGUCUCUUGGGCAUCAUCUUUGUAACAGAUUUCAGAAGCUGAGGUAGUUUUGCAUUUGUGUAAUAAGAAAAUGCCUGGGAUAUCCACAAUAAAUCAACAAGGCAAUCAAAGCAUCCUCUGUAUAGAUUUUAUGGCUUCUUCAGUCUUAUUUGAUCUGUAGCUUGCUGUGGCAUGAAUUAAGUCAGGAGUCUUCAA